Molecule: messenger RNA, 621 nt
Organism: Knipowitschia caucasica
Lineage: Eukaryota; Metazoa; Chordata; Actinopteri; Gobiiformes; Gobiidae
Source: the annotation of a GenBank genome assembly
AUGGCUGAGGUCGGGACGCUUCUGGGAACACUGGACUUGGAUUUACAAAGUUUCCCUGCGCUCGGAAGUAUUCCAUUGGUGGAGUCUCCGCUCGGGCUGAAUGAGCGCCUGGGACAGAUCGAAGGGAGGCUACAGCGAGGGUCGCCCACAGACUUCGGACACCUCAAAGGGAUCCUCCGGCGACGACAGCUUUACUGCAGGACUGGCUUUCAACUGGAGAUCUGUUCCGACGGGACCGUGCAUGGGACCAGGCAGGACCACAGCAGGUUUGGUAUACUGGAGUUCAUCAGUUUGGCCGUGGGCCUGGUCAGCAUCCGAGGGGUGGACGCUGGACUGUACCUCGGCAUGAACGAGAAAGGAGAGCUCUAUGGGUCGAAGAAGCUGACAGCAGAAUGUGUGUUCAGGGAGCAGUUUGAAGAGAACUGGUACAACACCUACGCUUCAACCCUCUACAAACACACUGACACGGGACGAUUCUACUACGUUGCCCUAAAUAAAGAUGGCUCACCCAGAGAAGGCAGUCGGACUAAAAAACACCAGAAACUGACUCACUUCCUACCCCGGCCUGUGGAGAUUGAUAGGAUACCCCAGGCUUACAGGGACUCCUUCCAGUACAGGUGA